AUGAAUCUAAAUAAUUAUUCUUUUCAACAACAACAACAACAACAACCACAACAUCAUUUCAAUUUUCAACAACAACAACAACAACAACAACAUCAACAACAACAGCCACAACAACAUCAUCAACAACAACAAUCAUUUCACCUAGCUCCACAGCAACAACAACAACAACAACAACAACAACCAAAACCACAACAACCAACAAAGUCUAUAUCAAAAAACUUUAACAUUAGCAGUGGACAAUCAAAAAGUGCCGAAGAAUUUGAAGAUGUACUGGCUUUGUGUUUCAAGUUGAUUGACCCGUCCUCCUUUCAAUCUAAUACAGAUCUAAGGCAUGAAUCAUUUAAUAUAAUAUAUCCUUCCUUCCUUCCUUCUCCAUCUAUCUAUCAGCAUCCAUUCAACUCAUAUAUGAUACAUACUCGUACGACAUACAUCCCAUUGACUUUUAUUCGGUCAGGUGGUUUGGUAUGUAAAUCAUCAACCAUCAACAUUGGUAUAGAUUUAAGGAUUAUUAUUAACUUUGAUUUCUAUAGAAAAACAGUUAUUAGAUGUGCAGUUUUAUCAAUUGGAGCUAUAGCAUGUCAUGAGGAACCAUUGGUAAAUCAAACGAUAACAUUUUUAGCAAAGAUAUUGGAAUUUAAAGGAGAGAAUCUGCAAUACUUGAAAAAGGUAUGCGUUCAAUCAUUGGGAAGAAUAGGGAGACGUUACCCCAUCUAUCAGGAUCUAUUGGUUGGAUUAUUUGAAAAGUAUUUCAGUUUGACCGUUUCAUCCAAGGAAAUUAUUUGUUCCGUGUUGGUUGCAUUUGGUAGAAUGUCACAAACCAAUUCUCAAAUUCGUGUUAUGUGUAUGAAGAGAUGGUUAGAAGCUGUUGAAAAUCCUCAUUACCUUUUGAAAGCUGCUGGUAUUCAUGCAUUAGGAUUUGCAUCUUGUCCAACUGCAAAUAUUGUAAACGAUAAAAAUAUAGAAUCAAUAUGUUAUAGUAAAUCAUUGGAAUUAUUACAAUAUCACAAAAUUGAUGAUUACAAGGGAGAUGAAGAUAACGAUCCAUGGAAGAGAGAAGAGGUGUAUACUGUCCAAGUGGCAGCGUGCAAGGCGUUGGGAUUGUUGGUUCGAUCAAAUGCAAGUGAAUGGUUGCCAAAACUGGCCAAGAUCUUCAAGGUGGUGUUGCAAAACCCUCGAUUCCAGGGUAUUGAGGCCAAGCAAGACGUCCUCGAAAAUGAGACUGGGAGAGUGCAUGCACGUGCUCGAUACGGCCGACAGCAGCUACCAGCAGCUCGUCCACCUCGUGCAGAUGUUCUCGCCGACCGUUUGCGAGGGCAUUCUGGCGCUCAUCAAAAAGCCAACGCUGCUCGACAACCAACAGUUCAAAAAGUCGUUGCGUGA
Cavenderia fasciculata is the source of this 1380-nucleotide messenger RNA. Its product is annotated as CCCH-type Zn finger-containing protein. Lineage: Eukaryota; Evosea; Eumycetozoa; Acytosteliales; Cavenderiaceae. The record is from RefSeq and is a predicted model, not a curated record. The transcript is spliced from 5 exons. Bases 1 to 1380 code for a protein of 459 amino acids.